CAGAAAGCAUCAUGGGCUGGUCCCUCACUGUUCCCAGGGUAGCCCCGCGGGCCGGAUCUGGCUCGCGGGCUUUGAGUUUGACACCGCUGUCUUAUAUUAUACUGCAAUAUGCUGGCUGGGGAAUUCCGGGAGUUCACACAUCUUAAUGUUGUCAUGUUUGAGAAACACCGCUAUACGGUCUAUUUGCAUUUUACAAGGUAUGUAAUAUUGUGCAGGAUAUUGUACAUCAGGCUUCAAGCUGUAGCUUGUUGAAUGAAACAAGAAAAAUCUGGUUGUAGUGAGAUAUUUUUUUUUCAUAACAGUUUUUACAAAGUGUAAAAAGGAAGAGAGGAAGAGUAAAACUUUGGCCUGGUGACUGACCGACGUUGGAACUUGCAUCAUUAUACUGGGACACAUUUCUCUUCCUUUCUUCCUGCCGGCUGUGUCCAAAAUGUCUUCGGAGUCAACUUCAGCCCACCAACGGUCUCCACCUCCCAGGGCUCUCCAUCUGCCAGAAGGCCGCCGGACCAGAGACCGCUCUCCUUCCCCCAUGAGAGGUUACCUGAUCCCAAGCCCACUUCCGACUCGGAGGAACCGCACAUUUUCAGCGACAACACGAGCCGCUGAAGGGCCCACCUACAGUGGGGUGUGUAAAUGCUUCUGCCGAUCCAAGGGCCACGGCUUCAUCACACCUGCUGACGGAGGCCCAGAGAUCUUCGUCCAUAUUUCUGACAUUGAAGGAGAGUAUGUUCCGGUAGCUGGUGAUGAGGUCACCUACAAGGUGUGCACCAUUCCACCAAAGAACGAGAAACUUCAAGCUGUAGAGGUCAACAUCACCCACCUAGCUCCGGGCACGAAACAUGAGACGUGGUCAGGACACGUGGUCAACUCCUAGAGGGAGUUCUGAAGCCAUGUUGAUUGAAGAGGACUAUUGGAUUGUGUUCAACAACUUAGAGUAGCCAAGCCCGAUGAGUUUUCUGCAGAUUGUGUAAUUGAAAGCAGGGUUCCAAAGGUAGCCAGAUUAAACCCUUUUUUAAUAAAAUAAAAAGAAAUAGCACCAUGAUUUUCAAAGUAUAUAAAUUAAAAAGUGGAAAAAGUCAGUAGUGUUUGGGCUGGCAGGAAAGCAAAUGUUUAGCUUUUGCUUUACAAUUUGAAUGUGUGUGUGUUUUUUUUUUUCCCCAUUGAGCAGGAUACCCAAAAGAUCUUAGAAAGAUCUCAUCUGAAGAGGAGAAGUUGGAACCGAUCCAUAUGUUCAAAAGAUGAUCCCUCUGGGUGGUCCUUCCUCAAUCUGAUACCUUUCAAAACGCAAACUUCCCACUCAGCAGGCCAGGCUGGCUGUGCAGCGUAGUGGUUGAAGUCCCAACACAUCUGAAUAGAUCAGAUUGAAGAAGGCUAAGGUCAAGAGGUUUCCUGCUUUGGUGGUAGUUUAGGAGCAAACAAUGUAAGAGAAUGCUUCUUCGCUUUAUAGCAGAAAAUUACUGAUUUUACUGGUUUUUUUCUUUCUUUUUGGAUUAGGGAAACCAAGGUUAAUAGCUUGAGGAAAUACCUACAAAGGGUUUGUGUUCCUAUAAUUUGAUGUUCUUGAAUAUUUUAGGACAGCUAAAAAAGCAACCAAAAGCUGCCUUUUUGCCAUGCAAACUUUUUUUCACCUAGUGUUUUGGUUGAAUGUGUGUUAGUUCCUUUUAUUUUUAUUUUUAUCAAAAAUAUACACAUCAGCUUUUCUGGCAGCGGCUUGCUACAUGUACCCCCCCCCCCACACACCCUUACCUGAUUCAAACUUUGAAAUCAUUUUUUUGGCUUCUUCAGGUGACAAUCUCUGCUAUCACAGCUGUUGUGUGCAUGCACAUAUUUAAAGGUUUGAGGUUUGCAGUUUGUAGUUCAUCUUCGUUUCAAAACGCCUUUUCUCUUUGUCCAGCGGGAAAAUAAAAAAAAGGCCUGAACAGUAUUUAACUUUUAGGAGGGUGUGGAGGAAAAUGAGAUGUUUGGAAUGAGUUCCCUUUGGGGUAGGAAUUGUAUGGAAGUAUUAACAGUCACUGACCAAUGAGAGAUAAAAUAUUACAAAUAAAAUACUUGCAGUUUGAGGAAA
Molecule: messenger RNA, 2065 nt
Organism: Thamnophis sirtalis
Lineage: Eukaryota; Metazoa; Chordata; Lepidosauria; Squamata; Natricidae
Source: RefSeq, a predicted model, not a curated record